This is a messenger RNA of Closterium sp. NIES-67, 3479 nucleotides long. NCBI's taxonomy places the organism in Eukaryota, Viridiplantae, Streptophyta, Zygnematophyceae, Desmidiales, Closteriaceae. The record is from the annotation of a GenBank genome assembly.
UCUGAACGAAGGAAUAUCGUUACCACUCAGUCCAUAGAAUUUCUGACCGGCGUGGUUUUUCAGAAUCUCGUGACAGGGUAACAUAGAAGCGAAAACGUCGCAUAACUUCGUCUGCAGUUUUAGCAGGCUCCACUGCCAGUAAGCAGAUCCUUACCCACCACCGCUAAGGUAUCCACGCAAAGCAGGCACAGAAAGGCUCGGAGCCGCCCUGGUUCUGGUACGGAUAGAUCGCCGUCGUUGUCUGCUUUUUUCCUGCUCCUGCCAGUCUAACGACGACGGCCAAUACCUGACCGACAGCUGCCGCUCGGUUGCACCAGUGGCGGUGUGUGUGCGAGAUCCAUUCUUCGGACCGCACAGAACCGAUCAAAUCCGCACAAAUUCAAACCUCAACCGAUUCGCCUCAGUUCCAAUGCCACCACCGCUUCUCCUGCGCCGUGUCUCCGCCCUUCGCCGCAAGUCCUCUCCCCACUGCCGCCUUCCUUCCGCCCUCUCCUCGCUCUCCCCUGUCUCCCAAAGUACCUCUCAACUCACCUCCCCUCAACACCCCUCUGCUCAACCCUCCUCUGGACACCCCCCUUCUCAACCCCCCUCUCCCGCGUCCUACCAUUCUACUCCUUUACUCUUUCCCUGGCCCCACGCGUCCCUCCACGUGUCUGCGUCCCAUUGGCCUUCCUCCGUUCCUGCACUCAACCGGCCACUUGACACGUCAGUAGCAGCCCCAUUGGUCGAUUCUCCCAUCCCGGCUUCCAGCCAAUCAUCAGCGGGCCUUUCAGUGACCUGUCGAAAUGCCAUUGAUCGAUCCUUGCGAAGCCAGUCAGCCAUCAGGUCAUCACAGCCGUUCAUUGGAUUCGCUGUGAACCAAUCACUGUUCAGUCAACCCCGUCUCAACCAAUCACAAUCCCGGUUAAGUACGGCCAAUCAAAACGCAUACAGCUGCUUUCCCAACGCUCGAGGAUUCGCGAGCGACACACUGUUGCCAUUACAAAUCGAGGCGUCUGAUAACAGAACAUCCCAUAGCGAGUCUGCUUACAGCGGAGCAGAAGUGCCUGGCGAGGGCGGGGUUAGCAGCCUGAGCAGCUGGGACCACCAAACAGAACCCCAGGAGGGGAAUUCAGGUGCUCUUGUGGACUCGGCAGCUUUUGAGACGUCUCGAACAUGGGUGGAGUGGGGAGAGCCCCAGGAGGGGGAGUCCGGUGCUCUGCAAGAUGCGGCGGCAGCAGCAGGAGAAGCAGCAGGAGCAGGAGGAGGAGGGGAUGGAGGAGCAGCAGCAGCAGCAGCAGGAGCAGGAGCAGGAGCUGGGUGGUUGGGUAGUUGGGCAUGGCUGGGUGUUCCUGUAGAUGCUGUGACUCAAGCAUUGACUUCGAUACAAGCCAGCACAGGAGCGCCCUGGUGGCUCACUCUUGUUGGCUCCACUCUAGCUCUCCGCCUCUCCCUCUUCCCCCUCACCUGGCAUCAAAUGAAGAUCAGCUCUCAGCUCGCUGCUUUGGGGCCCAAAUUGCCCCCUCCCUUCCCGCUACCUGGCAGCGGCAUGACAUGGUCGCAGGCAUGGGCCUUACGACAAAGGAGGAGGAGGCAGUUACACGCGCCCUCUGCGCUAUGGUUGCUGGCUGCACCUGCUGUGCAGGGGUGGUGGGGGGGGGGGGGGGGGGGGGGGGGGGGGGGGGGGGGGGGGGGGGGGGGGGGGGGGGGGGGGGGGGGGGGGGGGGGGGGGGGGGGGGGGGGGGGGGGGGGGGGGUGUAUGCGUGGCGUGGGGGGGGGGGGGGGGGGGGGGGGGGGGGGGGGGGGGGGGGGGGGGGGGGGGGGGGGGGGGGGGGGGGGGGGGUGUAGUAUGCGUGGCAUCCCCAUCUUCUUCACCUGGAUCUUCACAAUGCGCCACAUGGCAUUGUCGGCACAUCCAGGAUUUGAUGCGGGCGGGUGCCUGUGGUUGGAGGACCUAACAGCGUUCCCUCAGGGCGUGCUGGGGUGGGUCCUUCCUCUCUCCAUUGCCGGGACCUUCCUCACCUCCCUGCAGGUGAUGAUGCCACUGCACAAGAUGGGCGUCAACACAGCGUCAGAGAAGGCCAUGCUGGCCUACCGAACCCUCCUCGAAUUUCUCACUCUCCCAAUUGCAUUUGCUGCGCUCAACGUUCCCCAGGCAGUGCACGUGUACUGGCUCACCAACAACACCUUCACUCUCGCUCAGGCCUUUGCUCUCCGCUCUCCCACCAUCCGCCAAGCGCUCGGCCUGCCCACUAUAGCACAGCUGCAGGACAUGCAGCAGCAGCAUGCUCGCACUGUGGCUGCUGCUGCUGCUGCUUCUGGUGGUAGUGCUACCAGGGGUGUGGCUGCUGCCGACCCGGGAUCCGAUGGUGAUGAUGCCAUUCAAGCAGGUGCAGGCGGUGUGGGGCGUUUGAUGUCGGAGCAAGAGAUUGCGACGCUGACAGACCCGCAUGCGCUUCUGGUCGUGAGUGGUUGGCUAACAGUGACUGCGGUGACUAUCGAGGCAACUCAAAAGGCACAUCUUUUGACUUUUGAGUCGACUCAAAAGUCACCUCAAAAGGCACAUCUUUUGACAUCGCAGUAAGAGAAUGGGACGCUGAUAGACCCGCAUGCGCUGCUUGGCGUGAGUCGGCGGCGGUUGAUUUGAGUUGCUGUUUACGAGGCACACGGACCGCAGCCCGGCUGAUUCUAGCUGGAGCAAGUGAUGGCACGGUUGAUAGACCUGCAUGCGCUGCCUGUGGCAGCAGCCCAACUGAAGGCUUCAGGAAAUGCUGACCUGGCAGCUUCCGCAUUGAGGCGUGCUCUAGAGAUCGAUCAAUCAGCAUCGUCCGCGUGGCUGGGCUUAGGUCAGAUCCACAGUGGUGCCGGGAGAUGGGUGGAGGCUGCAGAGUGCUUUUCCCAGGCCAUAGACCAUUCUAGGAGUAAGGCUGACGUGGCAGUACAGCUGGCAGCACACCUGGGGGCGGGUGUUGCGAUGGCACAACAGAGCCGUCCAUUAGAGGCAAAGGCCCUGCUGCAGGUGGCAGCAGAGACGGAGUUGAAGGGCGAGCAGAAGAGAGACCCCUUGAACAGAAGAAGACAUGCACAGGCCAUGCUGGCCCUGGCAAGCCUCCUGAGCGCAGAGGGCAACCGAAAGGAGGCAAGAAAAUGGGUGUUGGCAGCUGCUGACUACGAUCCCAACGUGCUGGACACGUUUGGCAAAGAGCUUGAGGGGGAGGAGGAGGGAGAGGGGAGACGUUGAAGGGGACACCCACAGCCCAUGGUGGCUCAGAAGGUUGUUAUUGAGAAUUCUUGAAAACACCAAGCAAUAGGGGGAGAGGGGAGACGUUGAAGGGGACACCCACAGCCCAUGGUGGCUCAGAAGGUUGUUAUUGAGAAUUCUUGAAAACACCAAGCAAUAGGGGGAGAGGGGAGACGUUAAAGGGGACUCCCACAGCUCAUGCUGUUGGCUCAGAAGGAGGCGAAGAGGCGGACACGACCCCAACGUGCUGGGCACAUUU